Hydractinia symbiolongicarpus is the source of this 1526-nucleotide messenger RNA. RefSeq names its product doublesex- and mab-3-related transcription factor 3a-like. Lineage: Eukaryota; Metazoa; Cnidaria; Hydrozoa; Anthoathecata; Hydractiniidae. The transcript has 2 exons. Gene Ontology annotation, biological process: regulation of transcription by RNA polymerase II; sex differentiation. Gene Ontology annotation, molecular function: RNA polymerase II cis-regulatory region sequence-specific DNA binding; DNA-binding transcription factor activity, RNA polymerase II-specific. Bases 40 to 1128 code for a protein of 362 amino acids. The record is from RefSeq and is a predicted model, not a curated record. Gene Ontology annotation, cellular component: nucleus.
UACCGUCUCGUCUGCAGAAAAAAUAUUUUCCUCAGGGAUAUGACGAGAAACAAUAGUCAAAACGAAGUUGGUGGUUUUGGGAAACGUAAAUCUUUAGUUAUGCUUAUGGAACGAGAAGAAAAUAAGCUGGUACAGAAAAAAACUCCAAAAUGUUCAAGAUGUAGAAAUCAUGGCAUAAUAACAGCUUUGAAAGGGCAUAAAAAAAUAUGUCCAUGGAAAUCUUGUGAUUGCGAAAAAUGUGUUUUGAUCGCAGAAAGACAACGUGUAAUGGCGGCACAGUUGGCGCUCAGAAGACAACAGUUUGUGAAUAGAUAUAGGCCUACCAAAGAAGAGAAAAAAAAGUUAUCAAAGCACACAGUUGGUGCGUAUGUUUGCAGACAAAUUUUGCGUAAAAUUUUACCUAAAGAAAAUCCGACGUUUGAAAACAACAACAAACAACAAUUCGAGAACCGUGGUUGCACUCACGCAAAUCAGCUUGCAACAUUUUCGCCACAACAUUGCUUGCCGUAUGAUGAACCACACUUUAAUGUAAAUAGUGACGUUGCCAAAACAAGUGAAAACACAGAAGUAUCACCUGAUCGUGUCGAUACCUUCCCGACAAAUGUCGGUAAUAUGUCGGUAGUUUAUUCUGCGUAUAGCGAAAGAUUAGUCCAAGUCUUGCAGAAAAUCUUCAAAGAUAUUCCCGAGAUGACCAUUCGCUCGAUUGUUCAACAAAGCGAGUCUGACUUCAUCACGGCGUCUGAAAUGAUGCUACAGGUUGAACAAUCGAGAAAAGAGCGACGCCAAACAGAAAUUUAUCAAGCACAAAUUUUAAAUGCAUGUCGGGUAAUGACAACGCGUCAGGAUGUGUUUCGUGAUUACGACAACACGUAUCAACCGAACGUUGUUAUUCACAAAAAUUCAGUGAAUAUAGAAACUCUGUUGACUUCAAGACCAGAGUGUUACUAUUCGCACCAAGUCAGCCAUGACACUAGAACCGAGGUAAAUGAGUACCCAAAGCCAUACUACAAUAACCUUCCCGUGGUCAACUUGGAUUACCGCGGUACUCAAAGCGAGAAUUGUUCUGUUAACUUCCAAGCGAAAGCAAAUAAUCCACACCAGGUUGACUGCUAUGCUAAGAAUAAUUAGCUCGUGUUGAUUAGUAGGCGAUGCACGCAAACUAGCAGAGUUUUGUUUAGGAUAUAAAGUUUAACACGAGUGCUAUUUUUGUUGUUGAAUUUCUUUAAGGUUUUGUUUAUCAUUGGAAACAGUUAUUUUGUGUUUCGUUACAUGAUUACAUCCUUCACCGAAGAAACUUUCGCACUAUUUUUCGACCUUUUUUUGUUUAUAAAAAUUUAAUAGUUUCAAUUUUCGUGAGUUAGGCUGAUAUUUCGCGCAAUUUCAGAUCCAUUCUUUUUGACCAACAUCUUUAAUUUCAAACAGUGUGUAAAAUUUUAUCGCGAAAAUUUCUUAUAAGAACAGAAAUUUUGUUUUAUUAUUGAAAGAAGAAAUAUUUAUUGAUAUAUGAAAAUAAUUACAUUUUGUUG